AUGAACUUGCGGGAUCGAAUGAAAUAUGUUAAUGCAUCGCAUAAAAUUGGGUUGAUGCGCAAGUUGCGGGAAUGUGCCUACGCGCCCACUGUUACUUGCUUUAAUGAGAAAUUGGAGGUAUUGAAGAAGUGCAACCCAGCUGUGAUUGAAGAUUUUCUUAAAGACUUGCACCCAAAACAUUGGUCUAAUGCGUAUUUCAGUGCCCGACGGUACGGGGAGAUGUGCUCAAGCGCCGUCAAAUCUUUCAACAACUGGGUUGGCCAGGCCCGUCAUCUUCCUAUUACGAGAUUGGUUGAUAUGGUAAGAGGUCAAAUCAUGGAGCAGAUGUCGGAGCGCAGAGUUAAAUGCACUAAAUGGGCCAGUGUAAUAUGCCCGAAGAUGGAGAAAAAAUUGGUGUCAGCGUAUAACGAUAGCAGGGCAUGGUGUGUGAGCCAGGCUAACGAUGAUGUGUACGAGGUUCAUUCCUACCCGUCGGUGUUGGUUGACGUCGUCAAGCAGACAUGUUCCUGUUUUCAGUGGCAGAUUAAUGGGUUCCCGUGUUCCCAUGCUGUUGUUGCAUUCCGUAAUAAUGGGAGAAACAUUUAUGAUUCAAUAGACUCUGGAUUCUACAUCGAGACAUUUCGAGCUACUUAUAGCAGAACUAUAUACCCCAUUCCAACAGUGGAGAGGCCGACGUUUAACCCAAAUGAAUAUUUGAUAGCACCGCCAACAGUCAAGCGUCCUCCCGGUAGGCCCAAACGGAAGAGAAUUCCCUCCAAAGGCGAGGUAGUGCAGCGUAUAUGUUGCGGGCGUUGCGGAAAAUUGGGCAAUCACAAUAGAAAGACAUGCAAAGAGCCGUUACAGACGACCUGCCAUGUGGUUUAA
This is a messenger RNA of Camellia sinensis, 864 nucleotides long. RefSeq lists its product as uncharacterized. Gene Ontology annotation, molecular function: zinc ion binding. Lineage: Eukaryota; Viridiplantae; Streptophyta; Magnoliopsida; Ericales; Theaceae. The record is from RefSeq and is a predicted model, not a curated record.